Molecule: messenger RNA, 213 nt
Organism: Dicrocoelium dendriticum
Lineage: Eukaryota; Metazoa; Platyhelminthes; Trematoda; Plagiorchiida; Dicrocoeliidae
Source: the annotation of a GenBank genome assembly
AUGAACUUUGCUUUUAUCCUGCAUGAGGGAUGUGCAUGGGGAAAUUCGUUGGUUGCUGAUUUGCUGCUUCCAUCCGAAAAUCGGGUUUUCUGUUCACACGUUGAAUUGCUUGCCAGUCUACGCAAUUUGCUUGCAAUUAGGUUACCCAGCUCGGCGACCAACUCAGCAACGGAAAUUUCCAAGAUCACCGAUUUACAUGCAGUGUAUUUUUGA